Molecule: messenger RNA, 1887 nt
Organism: Symbiodinium natans
Lineage: Eukaryota; Dinophyceae; Suessiales; Symbiodiniaceae
Source: the annotation of a GenBank genome assembly
AUGUUAAUUCUUCGAACCAUCCACGCUGCCACAGCUUCGAUUGUCCUUGCUGUGCUCAUCUUCCUGGCCCUGGGAGAGAAGGUCCUCUCCGUACGGCCAUACAGUGCCUUUGACGAUGGCGCGGGAUUCGCUGCGAAAGAAGAUCUGAGCACUACCCAGCUUCCAGCGAAUCAGGACUCGACAGAGUCCGAGUCAGAGCAGUCCACGAAUGAUGAUCCACGAAACGGCAAGAGUGGGAAUAAAGUCACCGAGGUGGAAGCAACGUUGAAAGAUCCCACAGACGGCCAAAUGGCCGGUGGACACGUGACCGAGGUCACAGUUGAAGAAAAGUUCUGGGCAGGUGACCCACCCGGUGUAAAGCUUGCUUACCAUCGAGGGUUUGGAAGCCGGAUCAUAGAAUGGUCUCCAAACGGGUCCUGGAGCAAGACUCGGUCACUGCUUGACAAGAGGCCCGGUGAGGUGUUUGUGAAAGCCAUCGGUGGCACAAACGUGCAGGAUGUGGAUCCUCAGGUUGUCACAGAGCUUUGGGCAGCGCGUGUCAAUGGGACUAGUUCCUACACUGUGAGCUUCACUUCAGAGCCUCCAAAGGUGACACCUGCUCUCUAUGUCAUUCUUUGCACGUUGCCAUGGUGUUUGGCCACUUGUAUUGCUUGCUGCACCUUGCCAUGCGCAAUCCAGCAAAUUUACACCGGAAGUGCGUUGGCGGAAGUGGGCACAGUUGUUGAAGAGUCAGCCCAGGAGCCUGUGCCGAGACUUUCGGUUACCUGGAUGUCUCAUCUGGUCGAGCAUGAUGUGACAAGGUGGAGCCUCCUUGGCUUUGGUGUUGGCAGUGUCUUGUUGUCGAUGCGCACAUAUGCUUGUGUGCUUGUCAUGGCGCCAACAACCAGUGCAAUUAUUGUCGCAUCGGAGGUGCAGCUUGGUGCACUUACCUUUUUCGUGGCUGCCGGGGUCAGGGCGACGAAGGCAAACCCACUCCUCGCUUCGGGCUCUAUGUGUCCUCAAGGACUAACAAAGAGGUUGAGCAAGCAGCUCAAGUAUGUGCUUCUAUCACUGUCGCCAAUGUUGACAUUUGUGUACUUGGCUUUGAUGGCAUGGCCGGCUCUAGUUUGUUAUAUAAUUAUUUACGGCCUCUCCAGCUUGGAAGCUCUCGCCGAGUACUACGAUAUCCUUUUCAUUGGCCCGUACUUGUUGAUAUUUGUCGCGCUCCCACACUUCCUGAUCAAUUCACACAUCCUGGCCAAAGUCGUAGAAGCUCAUGUUCGGGCAGCGACGCAAAAAGUUGAGGAUAUACUCCACCUGGAGAGCCAAAACAAGGGGGAUGGCAUGAAACAAUUGAAGCCCAAGUUGAAGGAGAUACACGAGGCUUGCAUCGGCUUGCGCGUGAAGGUGCUUCCAAACUUGGAGUGCAUCGUUGUGCCCACUCUUGGCUUUGCAGCCUGCAGUUGGGGCUUGGUGCUGAUGAACAUCAUCGAGUUCCUCAGUGGGCAUCUGGAAGACUUCGGACACGGCACGAUAGGGAUCGGCGUACUUGUGGCCCAGUUCCUCUUAGUGUUCCUGAUAUUCUUGCCUUUGGGAGUGAAUUGCUUGUUGCCCCCUGCAUCUGUAUCAGAUGCUUUCGACCACCUGCUGGAGGCAUUGAACGCGCUGCGGACCCUGGAUGGCAUGGAAGAUGACGCCCAAGUCCGACUCACCGAAAGCUACAUCAAGGAGUCCAACCGCGGGCAGGGUCUGGGAUUCGCGUUCUUCGGGAUUGUCAUCAACACUCGCCUUAUCAAAACAGUCUUCAUUAAGAUUGCUGCCUCCGCAUCAUUGCUCCUCUCGGCCUUCUACAGGGUCUUGGCCACCUACCGAGAUGCUCGGAGGCUGCUCUAUUAUGUUCCUCCCUGA